AUGGAUUUUGGGAGUGCCUAUGAGGGAAAUGAGGGUAGUAGAGGCAGUGGUUACAUUGGAGUGGCGAUUGGGGUGAUAUUGGGCUUGGUUGCUUUAGGGGGAGAUGUAUACUCCCUCCUUGGUCAUGGAACAAGAGACUAG
Molecule: messenger RNA, 141 nt
Organism: Aspergillus niger
Lineage: Eukaryota; Fungi; Ascomycota; Eurotiomycetes; Eurotiales; Aspergillaceae
Exons: 2
Coding region: 1-141 (46 amino acids)
Source: RefSeq, a predicted model, not a curated record